AUGGAAUCUAAUGUGAAAACUAUUUGUUUGGCUCUUAACAGCAAUUAUCUGAGGGAGUUACCGAAAGAGGUACAGAUGGGGACACACAAAAACCGGAAUUGUGCUGGAAUAGAGCUAUGCAACGCACAAAGUACACAAAGUCUUGGAGUUUACUCAACUCAAGGGAAGAUCACUUUUCGCAAAGGUCGGAAAAGAUUAGAAAUUUGUUUGCUUGUCUUGUGUGGAAUACUUCUCUUGAUUUGUGUCGUGUUAGCUAUUUUGUUUGCCAUGGAACUCGCUAAGCAUAGUGAAGGUAAGACAAAGUCGCCAACGCAUUCUACAAAUGGCCGACCAACUUCAGUGCCAGAACCUACCUCUCGAGCAUUGGAGCCAACAGUCUGUAACACCGCAGCAUGCUUGGAAAUAGCUGCGAGGUUUGCGCGAAACAUGAAUGAGUCAGUAGAUCCGUGCGAGGACUUUUUUCAUUUUGCAUGCGACGGCUGGAUAAGGGACAAUCCGAUUCCACCAUCAGAAAACGAGUUCAUCACCUUCAUCAAAAAGAUUCAAGCUAACAACGUAAAGCUUCGAAAUUUACUCGAGGACGCCACUGGUAAUUACAGUGAUCCAAUAAUGAAAGCCAAGCGAUUCUAUCGUUCCUGUAUGAAUGAAGAAGAAGUUGAGAGAUCAACCAAAAAGCAAAUGCAAGAGCUUAUAACAAGCCUUGGAUCGUGGGCUUUGGACAAUGACACAUGGAAUGGAACAAAGUGGAAUUGGAAGGCUGCCCUUGUCACGAUUCAAAAAACAUUUUUGCAUUCUUCGCCUCUCUUUACUAUCGAUGUGUUAACAGAUCCUAGACAAUCCACAAAGCAUAUUGUUAAGGUAAGCCCUGUCACAAAUACGUCUCACCGUGAACCCAAUUCGACGGCCUUACUGAAGUUACAAACCGAGUUUUUUCGGCCAGGGGGUACAUAAGCCACUCAAAAAGACCUUUGACCCAGCAUCUACUUUCGCAGUUUUACUAUAUCUUCUUUGGUUUCCCAAAAGGAAGGCUGGAUUUCCUUUCAACUGUGUUUUGACCUUGUCAAUAAUUUUUCCCUAUUUUUCUUGCAGCUCAAUGUCCCAGAGUUGAGUCUUAUCCGGGAAGAGUAUCUUGCAAACAGCAGCAAAGUGACAAAGGUAAAUUCUUGCAUAUGACAUCAAAGUAGAUAACUUCAAACUUGCAUUUUUGUAAAUCUCAAUCGGCACUAAACAAAACAAGGAUUUAAAUUGUACUGAUAGCACUUUGCUUCUCAUGUUCUACGCUGCUGUGGUUUUUUUUUUUUGCGAUAUAUAUCUACUGAUAAACAUUACCGAAAAAAUUUUGACUUCGUGGCUUAUCCUGCUGACACUGAAAUGAAAUUCGUUCAGGGUGAGGCCUGAAAUCUAAAGUAGUAGGGGGUGUAAGCAACUAGAACGGCGACGGUAACGAAAACGUCAGUGCAUUAUCGUUCUUUUAAAAUAUAUGGCGGUUAUCUCAACUGGCUAAAUUGGUUAAACGAAACCGAGAUAUCAGAAGAGUUGAAUUUUUAGAGAGCUCAUCAAAGUUGAAAAGAGAGAAAAAAAGUCUCCCGUUGCAUUUGUGCAGUGACGGUAAAGAAAUGUACAAAAAAGUUUGAUAAUUUUGUUUAUCAAACUGGUAGAUUUUCUGAUAUCCCCGUUGCCGUCGUCAUCGUGUUUUCUUAAGCUAUAUCGGAUAGUUUUCGUAACAGCAACGGCGGAGAACUAGAACAAGCCGUUCACGCACAUCGAACAUCGUGCUGGAACCGCAGUUGGCCGAGAGGGUCUGGUGAAGUAAAUCCCAGUCCUCACUCCAGAAUAUUUAACUUCCGUUUCAGUGGAUACCAGUCCUCGCUCCUAUCUAUUCACUUCCGCUACGGUCCGAAUAGCUUUUCACACUAAUGAUGACACAGAACUUAUCCGAUAUGUGACGCACCACUUUAAAGGUCGGCGCUGCGCAGCUUCGUUUCGUUACAGAAAUCGCACUGAAAUCAUCAUUCUUAUGUGUGAACAGAAGCCCUAUCCGGGAUGGUUUUCGUACCGGCGCAAAAGCUGUCCGGUACACUGUGAACAUAGGUCUCACCGCGCCCCACCAAAACCGCCAGCUACAUAGCCAAGAUAAGUCUUCUAUACUAAGGGCCAGUUUAAACAUAUCAAUCUUGUUAGUCCAACUUUAUGCAAUUAUGUCUUUGGCUGCAGUAUGUGUUGUCAGUUUAAUCACCUUGUUGGACGGUGUUUGGCAUUGUUGGAUCAUGUUUGAAAAGCUAUCAACCGGUUUACACGAGCACUGACUAUCUUGACGGCCACUGUUGUGCAUAAAAUCAUUCUUUCAUCGCUGCAUAAGCCUCUCGAUACUACCCGUACUCUACACUUUCCGGUCGACGAAAUACACUUACCCCUCCAAAGUCAAGAGAUUUUUUCUUCUAGGCUACAAUACUUGUCACAUUUGUCGAAACACUUGUCUCGUUAAGCCCUCACCUCCAAUGUUGAUUCAAGUAUUACCCUUCUGUUUCAACACUGAGGAAGAAGAGAAGAAUUACACACAGGGAAAAGUUAGAAAAGUCGGUUGAGUAGGUAUGACAAGCAAAAUGCUCGGUUUUCGAGUAGUGUUUCAACGCAAUUUGACAACUUUUGUGGUAACGAGGCUAAUUAAAAGGCAAAUUUAAAGUAUUAUUUUCCAAAUUGCUGCAAAACAACGGAUCAAUCUUCUAAUUUUUUUUCGAUAAAUAAUAAGAUUAAAAAAAAAAUUUGAAUUUGGGGCUCACCCUUGAUGUUAAAACCUUCAAAUUCAAAGACGAGUACCCUUCAUUAAAACAGAUAAAGAAUUAAUUUAAAAUAAAAGAGCCUAAAAAAUAUGAGUUAAAGACAAAGAAAUCUUCACAGGAUAUUACACCGAGGAAAACCAUGGAUUGGAGAAAACUACGUCCAUCAUGAUGACAAAAUUAGUAUUUCUCAUUGCUUACUUCAUCUUCACAUGGCAACAAUUUCGAAAGAACCUAACCUCUUUAAUAAUUCAUCGCAUAUAAAAAAAUGGAAACUUCUGUUUCUUUUCAGUUGUGUAUGAUAUUUAUUAUUUUUACUAAUUCAAUUAUAGAAGAAGCGCGCAUACUUGGAGUACAUGACAACAGUGGGCAUACUUCUUGGAGGACAAAAGGCUACCACAGAACAACACAUGAGAAGAAUCCUGGAGUUUGAAGAGAAACUUGCGAGGGUAACUAUAUUAAUAUAAAAUUCACUUUCUUGAUUAAGGAUUCGAGUUAAAACUGAGCGUUUUACAUCAAUUUCAAAUGACAACCACCAUUCCAGGGAUAAUAAAGUAGCGUUUUAGGGCACCCAUUUUGUUUUUCUUGAUUUGCUUUUUUGUUUUUAAGAAACGGUCCAGAUAAGAACGAUAGCAACAACGGCAACGAACAUGUUGGAAUGCAAAAAAGGUGCUAACUUUUCUGUUGUCUGUACUUACUUCUGAUUGGCUUAAACAGCAAAAGUUAACAACACUUCAUAAAGCGGUACAUAUAUUCAUCCUUACUUUGCAACCAUCUUCCUUAUAACAAAACCUGGUCUCAGUUUGAAUAACAAAGAAAUCCUAUGUGGGGAACAUGUAAAAUUGUAAACUUUUCUUGGCUAUUGUUUUCAACUCUUGUGAUUGGUCAAAAUCUUUUAAAACAAAAAAACGCCCUUUCAAAGUGGAGUGUAAAUGCAUUUUAUUGCGUAAACGGCCUUCAUGUAGGUUUAUGCAUUCUCUGUGUAAAAAUGAGAACAUUUCUACACGAGGAAAGCACCGUUGCCGCAUAACAAAAGAAAUUGCUAUCCACCUUACCCGGAUCAUUACUUAAGUACUCCUCAAAGAGCCAGAAAUGAUAUGAUAUCGACUUGGGAGAUUCGAAUUUUAUUUUUGUCUCCGUAAAACGCCGCCGAACGGUACCCCUUUGGAAUGAAACUGAAUAAAAGGAAAUGUCGCGAACGAAAGGACAAUACAACCCUCUUUACAUUAUUAGCUGACAUUGUAUUUGUAGUAAGCUUGUGUAUUUGUGUGCUGUGAUUUUUACUACUUUUCGACAUGUAAGCCUUAAAGCUACAAGGAACUUUAUUAUCAAUGUCAUCUAAAUUUGCCAACGUUUACUACUCUAUCUCAAGUCCAUACCAGCCAAUAAUAUAAUAUAAAGUAAGACUGUUGAUUUAUCACACAUUUCCAACGUUUCUAAUGUAUUCUGUUCUUAACGUGCCAUUUUUUUCUUUUUUACACAGAACAUGCCUUCUAAAGCUGACCUUUACAAGAACACCCAUAAAAGUAUGACAAUGGAGGAACUCCAGAAACACGCUCCUCGCGUUAGUAACAUGAUUCAUGCUUAUUCUUAAUUUAUCUUGUUACUUGUACAAAUGUUUAGCAUAUUAGGUGAUUCUGACUAACAUCGAGUUACCAACUACAUAAAUAUUUGUAAGUGGAUUUACUUCAUUGAGUGCAUGCUUAUCAGUCACAAAAAAAUGUCCCCAAGGACGAGAUUGCAAAGAAGAGUUUAAGUUAAAGUUGCUUAUAAAACUCACAUAUUUACUACGGAAAGAAUGAGCUCGAGGUUAUCACAUGUUAACCACCAAUUCUAGAUGUACAAAACAAAAAAAUUAUGCCCUGAAUUUUAGCAGGAAGCCAACUUCAUCAAAGAGUGUUCAGUCUGAAGUACCUUCAUUUGUAAGUUCUAAUUCUAUUAAUAGGUUGACAAAAUCCACAGCUUCAACAGUUCUAGUUUAUAUGUGUCCUAAUAAAUGGAUCUCAGCUAUAAACUGCAAGUCCCCUAGGGCCGGAUUCAGGACCAUUUUUUAACUAGUAUUUCUCAACAGUGGCCUGUUGCUACUAUGAAAUACGUAGCUUUGGAUGGCUUCGUGAGGCACGGCCAUUAAAACUGCGCUGUAUAUUGAUAAAAUUCAAUUCAUCUGAUCUUAUCCUAACUUAAUUAAGGCACUUUCUCGAACUCAGAGCUGUCCACCAAACCGGUCAUUUAGAGAAAAUGAAAUAGGCUUUCCUAAGAUCUAGUUCUCCCAAAAAACCCAACAACCCUAUACAUAUUAUUUAAAAUUUACGAAUUGACUGAUCUUGCUGGACCAUUUUGGUUAAAAGUGAAUUUCUCAUUACGAUGGGAAUGGUCUGGCAGGCCACUUCUGACAAAUGGGAAUGGCUCCUAGUCUGAAACGUAAUACUUACAGCUUGUUUAGAGAAGUAAGCUUGUAAUUCAAAGGCUCCUGCAAAUCACGCUCUGAAGAAAUGAACUUCUUUACUCCAUUCCAAUGAACUUCAAUUUACUGUUUACUCGUAGAGAGGUUUCUAAUGACAAUAAUUAAACUGAAAGUAAGCUAUACAUAAUCGAACCGAAUAAUAAAUACAAAACAAAGAAAGGUACACCGAGAAAAACUAAAGGAAACCAAACAACACACAGUCACACACUGACGGUGAAGAUAUAUCCGAACUUUGAAUGACGAUAACGGUACACAAGCGAUCCUUCAAAAACGGUCACAAACGAUACACUAGACGGCGGAGUGACCUGGAACUUAAAUUAAGCCGACGAAACCGCUGGUCCUAAAUCAGUGGAAACAUCAAGAGUCUUGCAGCUCUUCAGAACCUCUAAUUUAACUGGACCCCUAUGGGUUGUUACUCUUUUGGUUUCGUGAUGGGUUCCAUUGUUAACUUUGUUUGUUCAUUGUUUUCCCAACCAAUCCCGUGAGGUUUUAAUCCGAGAGCUGUAAGGCCACCCUACCUCAUGCUUCUCUCUCUCUUAUCAGUUCCACCAUCUUUACGCUGUCCCUUUUGUCUCACUAGUUUCAGUGGUUGGCUCACUUGAACACCUUGUUCACAGAACAUAAUGUAACACUGAACACUUUGGAAAAUAUCUUGGUUCCUGCACCCGAUUACCUCCGAAACAUGUCUGAAGUUGUACUUGCAGCCAAUAAGACGUAAGUACUUAAAUCUGCACUGGCCUCUUCCUGUAGGGUUUUAAACUUUACGAACUACUUUAAAUGUGUCAUAAACGUCUAUAGUAAAGGCCAGUACCUUAGAUGCAUUAAACUAUGAAUUUCACUGAAUUUAGCCUGCGUAACGGGCGAGAUCGUUAGCGCUAGCAACGUUUUGUCAGAGGAGCUGCAAAUCGAAACCACGCGGACAAUGUAGAGUCUUCGGCGCUCGCUUGUCAAGCCAGGGUGGCUUCGCCAUCAAAACUUUCAAACGUGCAAAAACAGUUCCGUCAGUUACGCAGGCUUCGUUGAAUUCUCCAUACCCAGUAAACUGAAUUGUGGCAGAAAGAACUGGCUUUUCUUCAAUUCUGAUUGGUUGUUGCAGAACCCUAUCAGAUUACUUCAUCUGGACUGUUCUAAGGAGAUUAGUGCCAUUCUUGUCCAGGCCCUUCCGCGAAGCAGAGACCAAAUAUAAAAGACUUACUUCUCACAUCAAAGCAGAGUCGGCAAGAUGGCUGACAUGCAUCACGACAACCAACUACCACCGCGGGCUCACAUUUGCAACCGGAAGCCUGUACAUUGAAAAAGCAUUUGACAAGAAGAUGAUUCCAUUGGUUUGUGCCAAACACAAUUUUGUUUGAGUCCAUUUAACUGUAACUCUUGUUUUUCAAUAUUUGAACUUUGAAUUUUGUUGCAUUUGCAAAGAAAUCCUGACUACAGCAAAGAAAAUUAUACUGAGUGCUACUUAAGGUGGUUUUAACAUUUGACACGCAGAAAAGAAAAAAAAAACUUUAACCAUUCAAAUUAUAACUAAGAACUAUUCAAAUUUUCUUCUGUGAGGAGCACUACAAACAUCCCACUAAAAAACAACAAAACUAAUGUUAAAGCUCUUACUGCAGGUGAAGGAAAUGAUGGAUAACAUAAGAGAAGCAUUUCGAGAGGAAGUGUCCAAUUUGACUUGGAUUGAUGAUACAACAAGACCUAAAGUCUACGAAAAGGUGAUUGUUGGGCAAUCUUAAAUGAACCCUCCAGAAGGGAACAGACAUCGAGUUCUUGGUUAUACAGUACGACAAAAUAAAGACAGUAUAAAAACACAGUAUAAAACCGCAGGGGAAGCAGGUUUUUACGUGUCAAAGUUAACGAAUAACUGCAUGAAUGUGAUGUACUCAAGUCAUCAAAGAAAGAGCAGUUAUACUCGAUUCCCAAGUCUGUUAGAUAAAUAAAAAAAAGAAGCCCAGUGAAAUAAAGUUUUGCUUUGAGCUAAUCUACACUUGCGAUUUUCCACGCAGGAAGAGGCAAUUGUUGAGAAGAUCGGUUAUCCUGAAAUGUGCGUAAACAAGACGUUACUUGAGGAGUACUACAAAGGGGUGAGUAUCAAACGAGCCGAAUACAACAUUGUCUUAGUUGUCUGCCUUAGCAAGUUAAUAUCGUAAAAACGAUUGUUUGUGUAACUGCUUUCAUUUGCAACUUUUUUUAGCUUGAAGUGGAUGAUAAGCGAUUUCUGCUUAACGAAGUAAACGUGAGCAGAUGGUACUCAUCCCAAUCUCUCGUCAAACUCAGAAAACCGUCAACACGAGGACAGUAAGUACGGCACUUUGGUUGACUUUUAAGAAUUAUCGAUAUCAAAGAGGACCCGUUGGCUUGACUGCAAGAAGUUUAUUAUUUUUCUUUGCAAAAUUUUUCCACGCAUAACCCAUGCAACGCGCCAGCGACGAAGUCACGGGUCGCGUUACAAGAGAGCGUAUCCCUUAUUGUAACAUCGUUGUUUGCAAUCACUGGCUGGGAUAAGCACUGGGCCGAUGUUAAGAGAAAAGGCGGACUGUAAGCAGUCUACCUGGAGACCGUGUAUAAAAAACUCUGAUAACUUCUCAGCCAUUCCCUGUCGAUAUUUUUUUUAUCACUUCUAGCUAGGGAACAAAGGUGAUCUUUUAGCUCAUAAACUGGCCAGACAUAUGUUGGCAACUUAGCUGUGGGAUUUUACAGGGGCGGAAGCCACUUUUCCUUUGCAAAUAGUACAUUUUUAACCACUGCAUACAAUUUCAGAUGGUUUAAUGGACCACAAUCUGUUAACGCGUACUACCAAUGGGAGAAAAACGAGAUAAGUAAGUUACAAAUCCGUUAUGAUGACCUUUUUUAUUUGAACAUUAUUAUUUACUUGUAUCCUCUUUAAUGGGCUAGGUCGGCCGAGGUGUUCAAAGGCCGACUAGGGCAAAUCUUAAGUUUCUAGUGUCACUAGUUUAUGUCCUGUUUACAGCCAAACAGCUUAGGAACUGAGUGGGAUUGGAACAGCCCGGCGGCCAACAUCGACACACACUCUUAAAAAAAUACAUUUCAUUUUUUGCAUUUCAGACAUCCUCGCAGGAAUACUUCAGCCGCCAUUCUACCACGGCCGCUUGGCACCACGGUAAGGACGCAUUAUUGUUUCUCUAAAUUAAAGAAGCCCGGCUCUACAAUAAAAAGCGAAUUCAGUCUAAAAAAAUUGGUGUAAAUAACACCUCCAUGCCAGUAAAUUAUUUCUAAGUUGCCUCAAGCCUCAGUUUCAAAGCGAGGUUAACAGCGAAGCUAUUAUACGGAAAUGAUUCUUUAUUCUCAUGCAAAUAAAACUCAUUUUCACAAGAAAGCUUUUACACUUAGUUUCGUUUGGAACUCGGAAAUGGCCUGAAAAUUGAAAAGGUAAAAGAAACUUUUAGUGAUCUAAAGGUAAGAUUCGAACAUCGCCUUAUCUUGCUCUUAAAUUUCGCAACGCUGAACUUGAGGAUGAUAGCCAUUUCCUUUUUUUUGACUACGUUUUUGGAGUUAAAAAAAAACGACUCAAGGAACGAAGUUGGGAAGGUCCAAAGUUGUUUUAUACGCAACGAUUGUGCAACUACACAAAAAAUGAAGAAGCAAGAAGCACUAAUCGUAUCUACGUACCCAGAUGUUACAGGCAAGUUGCUCAUUUGUAUUUGUAUGCACCUGUAUCUAUUCCUGUGUUACUAGUUUGUGGUAACUCAAAGGAAACAAAGGUGUCCCAGUCUUAACUCGCGAGGCAGCUGCCUUGUAAACACGAGGUAAAAUAGAGCACUUGCUUCAGCCUCAGGAGAGCAAUUUUGCUUGGGCAAUACUGGCAGUAGGACCAGCUUGCAUCCCAUUCUCCCAAACUGCCCCCCCCCCCCCCCCCCCCCAUCCCUUCUUCGCCCCCCACACUGAACAGUUCACCAGAGCGAUGAACUAAACAAGAAUAGGGUUCAUUUUUGUGAUGUAGUACUUGGUUUAAAUUUUAUUUUCCUCUUGUUUUUGUCUUCUUAUCUUACCAUACGUAAAAACAAAGAAAAGUAAAAUUUAAACCAAGGAUACAAUACACAACCUGUAUUAAUACACUGUCUGUCUGUGUUCACAGGGCCGCUAAUUUUGGUGGUAUAGGAAUAGUCCUCGCUCACGAGCUUACACACGGAUUCGAUAGCGUCGGUAAGGUGUUCAGAAUCUUGUCAGCUCUUGUCCCUUGUUGUCGACAACAGCUAUGCCUAAUGUAUUCAGAAGACCCGAUAUCACUUGAUUUUUGUUCUAUUUCACAGCUGUCUUUUUGGGUCCUUUAUUACAUCUAUUUUGAAAUCACUGGCGAUCCCUGCAAUCUUAUUGGCUCUGAGCAGUGUGAUUUAUUCACGAAACGCAUUAUUUUUUGUUCUUUAUCACCUCUGUUCUAAAUCGCAUCAUUUCUGUUUUAAAUUGCACCAUUUUUGCUCCACAUCGUAUCAUUGCUAUUUUGGACACAAAAUGAGAUGUAAAAAGACUUCUUGUUUCCACUAUUCAGCAAACCGACGACUAGGCCCUCUGUCUAUUUAUUAUAAAUUAGCCAUUUUUAUCUGUCUUCGUAAAGCUUUCCACGAUAGGUUACCUGUCACAUUAAUCGACCUGAUUUCUAAGAAACGGGUCACAAACUAUUCAACCCGGACUUGCGCUUCUUUAAUUGUUCCAUUUAAAAACACGCGUUGAUUUGAAACCAACUCUGUCGCGUUUAGAGGAUCAGUCAUUAUGGAAUACAUCCAACUUUGAAAUCCCUAACAAAAAUCCAUUCCUUAUCGUGAUCUCAGGCUAAAUUUAAAUCUCAAGCUAAUUUUGUGAAUUCAGCUUCAAGAUAACGUCUGCAUCCAUUUUUUGUAAUUUUAGAAAAAUCGCAUGUAUAUCCUUAAAAUGCUCGUCAUUUCAUAUUUAAAUCGCUAAUUCAGUUCAAACGUUUUGUCUGUAUUUUUGUUCUAGUUUUUAUAUUGUAAUCAGUUCAGUUUCAAAAUACAAAAAUGAGAUUUAAAAGCCUUUUUAUUUCGGAUCAUAGUUUUUAACAAACUAUGUCUAGAUCAAUAUAAGUUUGGUACUGAAAUAAACUGAAUUCUGCAAUUUCAUUAUGGCUGUAAUAAAGUGGUACUUAAACUUCGUGUCAUGCUAUUUUGGUCUGAAAUCAUACUUGUGAUUUCAAAUCGAACUCGCGCUGCGCGCUCGUCCGAUUUAAAAAACACGCGUAUGAUUUCAAACCAAUUCGCACUCCACUCAGAUCGAUUACCAUUAUUAAUCAAACACAACAUAGUGACAGUCCAAUGAGGAUGCUAUGCACUAUAUCAAGCACACUGUUUCAUUUUCCAUGAUUCUCUUUCUCUCAGAUGAAAUCUCGGCCCAUUUUCUCCACUAUCGGAUGAUUUUAACAGAUUUCAGGCCUCCGAUUUUAGCCAAAGAUAUUACAUUUGUUAGCCCAUAAUUUAAAAUUUUAAUCAUGUCGCGGUAACGUUGUUUUCACCAAGUUUACAGAAUCUAAGAAAAUGUUUUUAAGAAAGAGAUCGUUAAGCUAGUAAAUAUUUGUCCAAAAAUUUGGUGAAGUAUCCAUUUUCGUCUCCUGAAUUGAUAAGGCACUUGUAUAGAAUAGCCUAUGAAAACAGCAAAGUACAUUUUUCUCUGAUAACUUGAAAAACCAAACCAAAGAAGCGCAAGUGAGGAGACUUUUUCCUUUUACGCAUUGACUAUUUUCCAAUUGCCCAUAAUACACUCUGUUUGCCCCCCAAAUUUUGCAUAACUUAUUGUCUUAAAAUGCUCUUGGGAAAAUGCAAUACUCCCAGGAGUAUUUAAAAACAAUGGUUUAUGCAGAAUUUGGGGGGCAAACAGAGUGUAUUAUGGGCAAUUGGAAAAUAGAGAAUUCACAUUCUUUGCUCUCCAUUUGACUCUUUCCUCAAAAUUCACUUCACUGAUUUUUUUCCCCUCUUUUUACCUACACAGGACGCCAAUUCAACAAAUACGGUGAGAUUAGUGACCCAUGGUGGAGCAAUUUUACUCUUACUGGUUUCAAUGACAAAUCUCAGUGUCUGGUGGACCAAUACAGUCAAUACCCAUUGGAUAUCGAUGGUUUACAAAUGUUUGUAUGUAUCAAAUUUUUCGUCUAGAUGAAAUUAUUUUUCACUUUGCUCGGUUUCCUUUGUUCUUUUUAGGGGAAUAUAUUACAUAACCCCUCAUUAUUAUUCACUGUCUGGAAAGUUGGUGGCGGCUUUGAUUAGGGAACUUAAGCACCAGACGUUCUCAAUUGAUUCACGAACGGCAUGGCUGGCCGCGCAGAAAUGGAUCGGGGACGCCGUUUACGCGCCAAAUGCAAAUCAUUAAGCAAACCAACGUGAAACCAUCACGAACCCAGACAGAAAUCAGUUGAAAAUGUUUUUCAAAGAUUCUACUACGCUUUUAAGGUGACUCGACCCAGUUUUUUGGGGGGGGUACCAUCCUACUUUGAAGCUCUCUGGUAUCCCCACCUUCACUUUUAUCGUAAGUCUAACACAUAGAAUGGAUAACGUAUAGAUCAAUCUACAAUAUAACAUAAAAUUUUUGGCGAUCGGAGUAAAUGUCACGUGGUUAUAAUGCCACGCCCCUUUGAGGUCUGAGUCGAAAAUCGGCUGUUGCCGGCAUUUUUUUGUGAAAAUCUCUCGGCUACACAUAGUGCGCAUUAGUGCCUUGCGCUGAGCAGAGUUUCACCCAAAUCGCAAAGACCCAAUUCGAGAAAUUCAGCGGUUUCCAAAUUUAGGUCAUAAUUUAUGCGAAAAUGAUAAGCAAACUUUACACGGAUUAUAUCUAAUAAACCAAGAGAUUCAUCCCUUUAUUUUGGGCAUCGUUAUAACAGAUGGGUCCUUGCAAGUCAGCAAAACGCUUUAGGGCCUUGUAAAUGCGCGCGAUUUCGAGCAAAGCAAACAUAUAGAAAUUAUAGUUUUCGCUAUUUGUUGACGUUUGUCAGCGUUUAAGAGUCCUUCUCACGAAAAAAGCAUUUUCUUAAAAAUUCGUAGUUUUUUUCCCUUCAAAUUUUUUCAGGGCCACAAUUGAUUAACGAACUACCCGGACUCUGAAUUUCAUGGCCAUUGAAAAACUGUGACAUUAUCUUCUAUAAGCCCAAACUUGGGUAAACAUUGAAAAUUUUUAGCGUUUUGGCUGAGUUUGUGCUUUGGGAGUUGUCUAUUGUUUCUGGUCUGUCAUUAUACAGCAUUCUUGUUCAGCACGCGUGCAAUGACUACACUUGGCUGACUUCCGAAUGCUCACCGAGAUAUUCCCGUCACGAGUUGGUUUAAUUAUUGGCUUGCAUUAAACCUAGGAAAAAAUGAUAUUUUUGUUAUAGUAAGUAGACUUAGUGUGUAGAACUUCUUGAUUUUUUUGCAAAGACACAAGAAGCACGAGAAUUGAUUAAAAAUUGUUAGUUAAACCUCUAUCUAUCACGCGAUGGCCUGUCUCACUGUACCAAAAUUAUAAUAUCUCGGUGAGCAUUCAGAAGUCAGCCAAGCGCGGUCAUUGCACGCGUGCUGAACAAGAAUGCUGUAUCAUGACAGACUAGAAACAAUAGACAACUCCCAAAGCACAAACUCAGCCAAAACGCUAAAAAUCUUCAAUGUUUAUUCAAGUUUGGGCUUAUAGAAGAUAGUGUCACAGUUUUUCAAUGACCAUGAAAUUCAGAGUCCGGGUAGUUCGUUAAUCAAUUGUGGCCCUGAAAAAAUUUGAAGGAAAAAAAACUACGAAUUUUUAAGAAAAUGCUUUUUUCGUGAGAAGGACUCUUAAACGCUGACAAACGUCAACAAAUAGCGAAAACUAUAAUUUCUAUAUGUUUGCUUUGCUCGAAAUCGCGCGCAUUUACAAGGCCCUAAGCGUUUUGCUGACUUGCAAGGACCCAUCUGUUAUAACGAUGCCCAAAAUAAAGGGAUGAAUCUCUUGGUUUAUUAUAUAUAAUCCGUGUAAAGUUUGCUUAUCAUUUUCACAUAAAUUAUGACCUAAAUUUGGAAACCGCUGAAUUUCUCGAAUUGGGUCUUUGCGAUUUGGGUGAAACUCUGCUCAGCGCAAGGCACUAAUGCGCACUACGUGUUGCCGAGAGAUUUUCACGAAAAAAUGCCGGCAACAGCCGAUUUUCGACUCAGACCUCAAAGGGGCGUGGCAUUAUAACCACGUGACAUUUACUCCGAUCGCCAAAAAUUUUAUGUUAUAUUGUAGAUUGAUCUAUAUGUUAUCCAUUCUAUGUGUUAGACUUACGAUAAAAGUGAAGGUGGGGAUACCAGAGAGCUUCAAAGUAGGACGGUACCCCUCAAAAAAAACUGGGUCGAGUCACCUUAAAGUUCUAACAUAACAAAAGAACAUACAAGGAUUGGAAACUGUUAUAUUGGACAUCAAAUAUUAACAAUUUUAACCGUGUUCAUUACUCACGUUUCUGAACCUCCGGUUUCAACAUGAGAACUCAUGUUUUGAAGUCCGUGACAAUCUCGACCCAGAGCUCUUCUGCGCAUGUAGAGGAGAGAGAUCAAGAGCACAUUGCCAAACCCGUAAGCACUGGGGUCGAGAAUGAAGUCCUUGACUGCUGCCCACAAACGUCUUGAGGUGCGCAGUGGCUGUCAUCCGGUUGGCAUCAGUGGUACCAAGAACGUCUGGUGCUUAAGUUCCCUAUUGUAACAGGGGAGUGCGGGGCUGAAACAAUAGCUGAUAACAAGAACUAAACUAUUCAAUAUAUACUUCCCUUGCUUAUAUUCCCCUCAACAUGUUUAACCGUCCAAGUAAAACAACACAAGUCAGAAUUUUGGAUUUCGAUUUAAUGAACUUACCAUACCACAUUUUCUUGGACUUCAUUUUCUUCGUCGGCAGUUGUCAUACAGCAAUAUUCUUCGAACUAGAAAUUCGAAUUAACGGCCGCGUCACUUUUAAACAAAUUUGACAUAACAUCUCCAGCUGAACAUCUCCAACGUGUACCGGUUGAAGGUCCGAAAGAGUUUCCAAAACUCCUCUGAGUAACUCAUUUAUUUCUAGUAAAACUACUGUUUGACCAUGUUAGCCUGUGUAUUUCGGGACGUCUGUACACAGGCUAGACCAUGUUUGACUACUCCACAUGAAUCGUCUAAUUUCCAUAUUUUAGAAUUCAACCUCAAACAAUUCGAGGCUCUUGGGAAUAAGCAUCUCUAGAGAAUUAAAGCUUUUUCAAAAGCUUUUUGCUUUAGGAAACCUCAAAAGUGAAAAAUAAGCAUGUUAUUUACCUGUCCCUAAGGAGUAUGUACAUAAUAUAUUCACCUGGAACCGCGCCCUCGGGGCGGUACCAGGUGAAUAUAUCACACACCCCCUCGUUCCAAGUAAAUGACGCUUACAAACCUUCCUAAAUUUAUCAGAAACAUAACUUAGCCUGUUUGUUCUUUAAGACAUUAAGUCGUGGUAAAGCCAAUAGGGCCGGGUAUGCCGGUCUUGUUUAUCCCUUCUUUGCUCGUGUGAGCGAGACUCUUAAAUCUAUUACCUCAUCUCCUUUAUUCAUUCAUUCCUCAACUGACGAUGAAAUUUUUAAAUGGUGUCUAAGAGCACGUUUGCAAGAGUGAUUUGUGUUUAGUACGGACAAAAGAAAGGAAGUUAGUUGUCCAUUCCUUCCGAGUCACCUUUCUUUUGUCAUUCUACAGGUUGACGGUAAACUUACCUUAUCUGAGAAUAUUGCAGACAACGGAGCCCUUAAUAUUGCUUUUAGGGUGAGUCUACAAAUGCUUUUAUUCCGUUGAAAGUGUUGAAAAAGGUGUAUUAUUAGGUCCUGUAUCAGAGAUUUUACGCAGAGAUGAUACGGGGCGGAAAUGAAAUCUUGGUGGGCAUCCAAAUACAGUCCAGGCUGCAUGUGCGACCAUCUCUUGUAAGCGACCACCUCCAAUAAACGACCGCCAAUCCAAAAAACCAAACUUUUCUUAGCCAAAGCCUUACAGUUGGAACCUCCAGCAAACGAACACCCCCUGUAAGCGACCGAGACCACUUUUUGGGCCUGACGUUUAAUGAUUUUUAACCCCCUGUAAGCGACCACUUGACGCAUUCUCUGAUAUCUAUGUAUGCUGUGUGCACUAUGCUGCUUAGAAUAUACGAAUAACUUUACUGACAACAUGGAACUACACAUGUCGUAACUUAGACAUUGCAUGCAACAAAUUAUCUUCCAUAAAGUAGAUGUGCCUCGGAAAAGGCCUCCUGUGGUUCGAUUCUUGUAAACGACGACUUAGUCUUUGCAUUUUGGUUGGUUACUUGAGAGAGGUUCGACUGUAUGUUUUCAGCUCCUGAUAUGUUUUGUAACCAGCAUUAGUAGUAUAACAUUGAAACUAUCAAUUUCCCUCAGUUUGGCCAAAGCUGUUACAAAGGAGCUGGGCCAAUAACUGCGUUUUCUACGACGCCGUUAUGAAGAGUAAUAAUAAUGUUCUUUGCGUUUUUAUCCACUUUGAUGGCGAGGAAACAACAUUUUAACAUGGAAAUUUAAUUCGUUGCAAGUGUGUGUGAUACGUACAUACCGAGGUUAAGGCAGACGUUUGGCUUUUUUUAUUAUUAAUAUUAUUUAGAAGCACUUUACAUUUUUCUUCAGUGGUGUGACAGGAGCUAACUCUUUAAAUUGGUCUAUACAGGCUUACCAAAACUGGGUUAGUAAAUAUGGCACUGAAGAGCUGAUGCCCGGAUUGAAAAGGUCAAGCGAACAGUUGUUCUUCUUGAGUUAUGCACAGGUACUAAAAAACUAAUUGACACAUUUUCUUGAGAUUAUCUACAUUACGGAGUAAUACACAGCUAUUACUUUGGAAUUAUAGUUUACUAACUAAUAGUUUAGUAUGUUUUAACAGCAGAUAUUAUCUGAUAAUAUCCCCGCUCGUACUCUCGUCUCAUGGCACUUGAGUGUGAAAACCCUUUUUGCUUUUAUUUGUCUUAACUUUAAUUUUCGCACUUCGCUUUGUUCAUGCAACUAGUCACAGCUCACCUGGUACAUUAUCGUGGUUCCCAAAUGUUUAAUUAAAGAGCAAACGCAUAAAAAUCGAUGCCCCGUCUAAAAAUUACUGGUCGAGCUCUAUUAACUUCGUUAUCAUCUCUUCUCUCAGAUGUGGUGUAGUACGUUUACUCCUACGCAGAUCUUUAGAAGAGCUAAGACCGACACACACGCAUUACCAAUUUACAGGUAAGUAUACUUCACUUCAUCUGACCCGGGUGUUUUUUUUGCGGGAUCGUUCAUCCCUUUCUGCAAAUCCCCAGAUAUCCACUUGGAAACCGUGAAUGUGUGCUACACUUGAAAUUUCUCUACACCACCAUUCAUUUGCCGCCUAAUUUUUCAGGGUAAACGGUGUUUUAUCGAACAUGGAGGAGUUUUCAAAGGCCUUCAACUGUCCAAAAGAAAGCAAGUUGAAUCCUACAAAGCGCUGCAGAGUGUGGUAGGCACUUGAGCAAGCUGGCCAAACUGUAGCCGAUUGUUUACUGCGAUUCCCUGUUUAGUUCCGUUUCAUUUCCAGUGAAAAUGAUUUAGAUUAACGUAGCUAACACGAGUGAACCUAUGAUAUUAAAUGUACAUACAUGACAAAAUGACAUUCCGUUCGAGGAUUUAUCA
This is a messenger RNA of Porites lobata, 16789 nucleotides long. NCBI's taxonomy places the organism in Eukaryota, Metazoa, Cnidaria, Anthozoa, Scleractinia, Poritidae. The record is from the annotation of a GenBank genome assembly.